Molecule: messenger RNA, 4113 nt
Organism: Rotaria sp. Silwood1
Lineage: Eukaryota; Metazoa; Rotifera; Eurotatoria; Philodinida; Philodinidae
Source: the annotation of a GenBank genome assembly
AUGGCCGAACAGGAAGAACACCACCACCCUCAUCGAACAAAGGCCUCGGCUAAUAUCAAAUCGGCUAGUGAUGGAUCUGUAUCACAAGUGAAUGUUAAUGUAUCCGAUUUAGAUGGCAUAUUUAAUACUAGUGGUAAUCCACCAAGUACAACAACAAUUAGUACAAUUGCUGUACAAGCUGGUGAAUCUAGAAUUGUUUUGGCUAUUCUUCGAAGUUCAGAUAUUGUUCGAGUACGUAUACAACAAAUGGAACCUGAUUUAAUGGAUAUUGGUUCAAAUCUUGGUGAUACAAUUCAAUAUCAAACUGUUCAUGAAGAAUUAAUUAGUAAACUAAGAGCUAAACAAGAUCAAAUAACAGAAUUGUUGACGCGAGCAGAUGAUCUUGUCAUUCAACAAAGAUCUUAUAAUGAAGUCUAUGAAGCUAUGGCACGAAGUUUAGGUGAAGCAUGGAAAGAACUUAAUUUACAACUUGAAGGUCGAAGAAAUUUAUUAAAUCAAGCUAUACGUUAUCAUACAAUGGCUGCUCGAUUUAAUGAUCGAGUUCAAGAAGCUCGUUCAUGGUUUAAUUCAUUAGAACAUGCAAAUUUUGAUAAUAAAUCAUUAAAUAUAUUAUUUGACGAAUAUGAUUUAUAUCGAAAAGAAAUUUUAGAAGUAUCAUUAGAUACAUUAAACGAAGGACAAUUAUUACUUGAACAUAUUAAAAAUUUAGGUGUAUUAAUUGAAUCAAUAAAUCAACAUUCAACUAUUGCUGUAUGUUAUGGAAUUGAACAUUUACUUGGUAUACAUCAAGAUGAACGACGUCAAUUUGAAGAUGAAUGGGAAAGAAAUCGAAAAAUAUUACAUGAAUAUAUACAAAUGUCUGAAAUAAAAUAUGAUAUUGAUCAAAUAUUCGAUUGGUUAGAAAAACAAGGUCAAAUUCAUUUAGAAAAUACUGAUCUUGGACAAUCAUUAGAUGAUAUUGAACGAUUACAAAAUAUUCAUAAAGAUAUUGAAAUUGAAUCACAAGUUAUACAUGAUCAAGUUCUACGUUGUAUGCGUGCUGUUGAUACAUGGGUACAUACGGGUUUAAUACGAGCUGAUCGUUUACAUGCACAUGCUCAUACACUUUUAGUUCUAUGGGAAAAAUAUGUACUUAAACUUGAUAUUCGUCGUCGAUUAUUAAGAUUAGCACAUCAAUUUUAUACAAAUUCAAUAAAUGCAUUAUCAAUACUUGAUUCACUUGAUAAACAUCUUUCAACAAUAUCAUUCGAUCAUUUACUUUCCAGUGAAGAUCUUAUACGUGAAUGUAAUCAUAUCAAUGAUGAAUUAAUUCAAUCAACAGAAAUUCCACUUCGUCAGGGACAUAUUUUAUUAGAAAAAAUUCAAACAAAUAAUUAUAAUUCAAAAAUAUUCUAUGAACGUGUUUGUGAUUUAGAAAAAUGUAUUGAAAAUAUACGAAAUAAAUUACGAAAUGAAUAUGAUAAAUUAGAUCGACAAGGAUCAUCAUUAUAUCAAACAUUUGAUAAUGAAUGUACAACAAUGCAAUCAUGGUUAUUUAAUGUAGUUGAACAUUUUCUUAAUGCAAAUAAAUAUUUAAUUGAUCUAAAUAAUCCAAUUGAUAUAACAAAACAAACAAAUGAUUUUUUAGAAUCUCAUCAACAAAUUAUUGAACGUGAUCUCAAGCGUCGUGAAGAAGAUAUUCAUCGUCUUGGAACAUUAGUUCACGAAUUACAAUCAAGUAAUGAUCGUAAUUGGCAAAUAGCUCGAACACGAUUUGAUAAUCUAUUUAUUUUAUGGCAAAAUUUAUCUGAUAAAAUAAUUCGACGUCAUACACUUGCUCAAUCUUAUGUAGAUUUUCAGAAUCACGCUGAACAAUUAUCCAAUGGUUUAGCUAGUAUUGAUGAUGUGAUACGGUAUCGUGAUAAUAUUGAUCUAUUACCUGAAUCAGCAGUAAAACAUAUUGAAGAAACUUGGUCAAAUUUACGAAAUAAUUAUCAUGAAAUAAUUGAAAAUAGUAAACAUAUUCGUCAUGCUUUAGAAACGGAAUCUGAACAACUUAGUUUACAAUUAAAUGAUACUUAUCGUACAAUAUUUAAUCAAUGUGAACAAAUAACUCGUCGUUUUGAACAAAUAUCUUUAAGUUUUGAUUCAUGGAUUCGAAAAUUAGAAAAUUUAAGAGAUUUUAAAAAUCAAUGGCAACAAUUUAUUGAAAGUGCAAGACAAACAAUUGAUAAAGUUUAUCGAUUUGAAUUAAAUAUUGUUCCAACACAAAUUUCAAUAAGUGAUAAUGUUGAAAAAUAUCAACGUUUCCUUAGUGAUUUUGCAAAUCGUGUUCAAGAAACAACACGUGAAGUUGAAGAUCGUUUAAGUACAGCUGAACAAUUAGGUAUGCGUGGUGAAACAAGUGGACAAAAAGAACAAAUUGUUAAUGAACUUGUUAAAGCUCAUCAACAAUAUUUAACACGUAUUAAUCAAACACGUAGUUUUCUACAUACAAUGAUAAAUUAUUAUAAAAAUACAUCAAAAAUAGAAACACAAUUUAUUAAUAAUGAACGAAUUAUAUCAUCAUUACCAAAUGAUAUUCGUAGUACAGAAGUUUUAGUAAGACAAUAUGAAGCUGAACGUGAAAAAAUUAUUCAAACUUAUGAACAAUGUCGACAAGAUGCACAAUCAGCUGAAAAUAAAGCCAAACAGUGUGGAGUACAUUCAUUUAUUGAUGAAAUUUAUACAAAACAAAAUGAAAUCGAAUCAAAAUAUUCUCACUGGCAACAACAAAAUGAAGAAAAUCGAUCAAAAUUAAAACAACGUGUUGAAUGGUGUCAAUUUCUAGAUGAUAAAUACAAAAUUGUUUAUGAAAUUGAUUCAUUACAACAGGAAAUUGAUAAAAGAAAACGAACUAUUCCUCAAACAUAUAAAGAAGCUCUUAAUCGUACUGAAACAAUUCAUGAAAUCAAUCGUCUUUAUGAUAGUUGUGAACGAGCUGUUCGAAGAUUUCGUACAACAGCAGAAAUAAUGAUUGAACAAAAACAUCCCGAACAUGAACAAGUUGAACAUGAAAUAAAAGAUAUUGAAAACAAAUUAUCAACUAUCUAUAUAUCCAUUGGAAAUUAUCGACAACAUGUUGAUAAAACAACUACUUAUUAUAAACUUAUUGAUGAGAUUGAACGUUGGCAUCAAGAAUCAAGUCAAUUAUUAAUUCAUAUUGGUACAGAAAUAAUGCAUUGUCAAACAGAAUAUGAUGCAAAACAACUUCUUGAUCAAGUUUCUAUAGCUAUUGAUCAAGGAAAAGAAUAUGAACAAGAAAAAAUGAAAUAUAUUAGUACAUUAGCAGUCGAUAUUUUUGGUUCUGAUGAAGGUCAACAUCGAAUAAAAUAUGUUACAGCACGAAAUAUUGAAUUAAUAAAUGCAUUUAUUAAAGUUCAUCAAGAUAUAUCAGUAGUUCAACGUAAUUUUGAACAUCGACAAGAUUAUAUUAAAGAAAGUAUUUCAAUUAAUAAACAACUUCCAGUUUUUGUUAAACCAAUGAAAGAUACAACAAUUAAUGAAGGAACACGGUUUACAUUUGAAUGUAUUAUUGAUGGAAAUGAACCGAUUAAUGUAACUUGGCUUAAAGAUCAAAUAAUUAUUUCAUCAUUAACACAUGAUAUACAAUAUGAACGUGGUUUAGCUACUUUAACACUUGUUGAUGUACAAAAAGAAGAUUCAGCAUAUUAUACUUGUAGAGCAAGUAAUAAUUCAGGAACUGUAGAAAGUUCAGCUUAUCUUAUUGUUAAAGUUGGAACAUCAUUGAUUAAUGUUGAUACUAAAUAUCAACAUUAUCAUGCUCCAACAUUUAUUGAACCAUUACGUUCACAAGAUGCUUCUAUUGAUUCAACAGUUGUUUUUGAAUGUAUUGUUUAUGGUGAACCAACUCCACAUGUUAUAUGGGAACAUGAUGGAAUUGAAAUAUGUAAAGGUUAUUCUUUAUCAGAUUUAACAUCAAAACAUCAAUUAUAUCGUUUAAUACUUCAACAUGUUAAAUUAAGUGAUUGUGGAGAAUAUGCAUGUAAAGCAACAAAUCUUAGUGGUGAAGCAACAUCAGUAGCUGAUCUUCAUAUUUAUUCUAAUCAACAGCAACAACAAUAUGGUAAAUAA